AUGACCGUAAUGCACAAGCAGCAAGAACAACAAGCCCUCGCCGCCGGCCAGAUCCCCGAUGACCUCGGCCUUCUCCCAGGAACCUUCAUCAUGCCCUAUGGCAAGAACCGGCCCAGCUGGACGAGCGAGACGCGGAAGCGCUGGGAGAUGGAAAAGGAGCGCUGGAAGACGCGGUUCAUGGAUUUCUAUGCCCUCUUCAGCCUCCGCUACUGGGUGAUCCGCCCCCGCCCGCGCCUCGAACCUCUCAAACUCCCCCGCCUCGCCCGCACCCUCCACCAAACAAUGUACUCGCACUUCGCCGCGGGCAACCUCGACGCCAUCGCGCCCAAACUCUGUCCGGGCCUGCUCUCUUCCCUGCGAAACCGCAUCGCUUCCCGCCCGCCCAAAACCUUCCAGCGCUGGACGCUGCACCGCUACCUCUCCUCCCCUUCGCUGGUGUCGAUGCGCACGACGCUGAUCCCGGGGACGAAAGACGAGACGCGGUGGACGCGCAACGGGGUCGUGCAGGCGGUGGUGCGGAUCCAUUCGGUGCAGAGCCUGCAGUCCGUUAAGCGGGUGAAUUACACCGAGAAGGGGGUUAAAUUGAGUAAAGAUGUGAUGGUGGAUUCGACGGGGCGGGAGAUAGCCGGUGCGCCGGCGCCGGAGGUUGAGGCGGCGAGUGAGAGGCGGGCGAAGGAGGUGGUGGAAUAUUUUGUGCUGCAGAGUGUGAUUCGGAGGAGUAAGUUGGCGCCGUGGAUGGUGUGGGGGACGGCGGAGGAGAUGACGGUGCAGAAGUUGGAGGCGCUGGAUGGGAAGAGGAGGCCGAAGAAGGAGAGGGGGAGGCAGGAGGAUGAGGAGAGGAAGGGGUUGUUGGGGUAG
Saxophila tyrrhenica is the source of this 858-nucleotide messenger RNA. RefSeq lists its product as uncharacterized. The coding region runs from base 1 to 858 and encodes 285 amino acids. Lineage: Eukaryota; Fungi; Ascomycota; Dothideomycetes; Mycosphaerellales; Extremaceae. The transcript has 2 exons. Gene Ontology annotation, cellular component: mitochondrion. The record is from RefSeq and is a predicted model, not a curated record.